AUGAACAGUGACAAAAAUAGAAAUACUCAAGAAACAGAACAAACAAACAUACAAAGAUCAGUUCCAGACUUGGUAAUCACACUCAACAAACUAGCAACUGAAUACUCUAACACAUAUCUUGAAGAAUAG
Molecule: messenger RNA, 129 nt
Organism: Acaulospora colombiana
Lineage: Eukaryota; Fungi; Glomeromycota; Glomeromycetes; Diversisporales; Acaulosporaceae
Source: the annotation of a GenBank genome assembly